AUGUAGAUACUGAAAUAAGUCUAAAUUCAACAGUUGGAAAUGAAUCAAAAAAAUAAAUAAAAAGUUAAUAUUCUAAGCGAUAUAUUACAAAAAAUUUCUGAUAAAAAUUGUACCUUAGACUAUCUUGUUAGGAUUCUUUAUCAACAUAAAGAAAUAUGGAGUCAAUAGCAAGUGAAUAAAAGUUCUAAAAUAAAUCAAUAAAAUAGUAAUUUAAAAUAUCAGUAAUAACCUAGAAAUUCUUUAACUUUGAAAUUUAAAUAAAAAUAAAUAUGCUCAUUCUAAAUUAAAAUCCUCAACUAAGAAAAUUAAAAUGAAAAUUAGGAUUUAAAAUUUUAACCCUUUUCUUAUGAAGGUAAGAUUUUUAAUGUGAAAAAUCCUUUCACAGGUAAUAGACAUUUGGUCAUAUUUAUUUUCAGACAGUAAAAAUUCAAAAUUUCAGAAAGUCCAUAGUAGGUAGGAAUAGCAAAAACGAGUGAAUUUUAUAAUUCAAUCAGUGUAAGCACAACUGCUAUUAAGCAAAUACUUAAGAUUCCUUCGAUUUAAUCUGUAAAUGAGAUUUUAGCUAAAAUUCAACUUAUGAAAAACAAUAAAAUUAAUGAAACUGCUAGUUAUUUACCUCUGACACUGACACUUGAUUCAGAUUAAGAGAUUUCUUCUUGUACUAACUAAAAUUUGCAAUAAAGACCGAUUCCAAAAAAAAAGAUAUCAAAUUAAAUGAGUUAAAUAAAAAUUAACAAUAACCUAACAAUUUUACAACAAAAUAUUUUAUACUUAUAAAGUAUUUUGCAAUACGAGCAUUAAUUUAUUUAAUCUGAGUUAUUAAAAGAAUAAAUUUAAAUAAAAAUAUAAAAAUUCUAACUUCAAGAAUUCUUAGAUGAAAUAAAGGGCAUUAUAUCUACUUAGUUUUUUUCAUAUUUGCAAAGUUUUACAAUAAAAAGUUAUGAUAAAGAAAUUUUUUAAUAGCCAUCUCUCAAAGUAAAACCUUUAUCUAUUGAAUAAUCUAAAAAAUCAGCCACUUAAAACAGUGAUCUAAAGCUUUAUUUAUACACUGAUCUUUCUAUUUUAAAAUACAUUUUAAUAAUAAUUUGUGAGAAAAUAAUAAAGGCGAAUAAUUUUUAAAAAAAUUAGUAAUUGAACCUUGUUGUUAAAGACGAAGACUCUAAUAAUAUUUCUUUUAUAAUUCAGUUUUCUCAAAUUAAAAGAAAAGUAUUUAUAGACAAUCAUCUUCAAUAAUCAUUAUCUUUACUUGGAUCAAAAAUAGGAUUUGAAUAGUAAUAGAAGCUUUAGGAUUUAGAUUCUAUUUGCUUGCAAACAAAUCACUUUUCAUUUUCACCAAGAAUGAAAAACAAUUAAACUGAAAUUAAUGAUGAAUUUAAGUAAGAAUUAGAAAAUUAAGACGAAUUAAAUGAAUAAAUUAAUUUAAUCAAAUUUACUAUUUCUAAGGAUUUAUCCCAAUAAAAAAAAAAUUUAGAUGCAUUUAUCCUUAAUAAUUUGAGGGAAAAUAAACAAGAAAAAACAUUUUAGAAAUGUGAUAAUAAUAAUAUGCUCAGCCAAUCAUAGGAAAUAGAAGGAGAAAUAAGACCAAGAUAGCAAAGUAAGUAUAGAGAACAAAAGUUAGAAUAUCUGGUGGAAAGUCUCAAAUUUGAUUAAUUUGAAACACACUUUAGUGGAGCAAGUGAGCCUUUUGAAGUUCAAAAUACUGAAUAGUAGAUAAGAGUAAAAAACCCAAGUAUUUUUUAUAAAAUCUAAAAAAAUAAUAACAAUAGCUUAGACUAUAAAAUUACAAACAUAUAAACUUAAAAUAGAUUAAAUAGCUAAGAAAAAUCGUUUAAAGAUGUCAAUCAAACUAAGACCGUUUUUAUUGUUUUAGAGUCUCUAUAAUCUAAGGAUGAAAUAGAAGCAAAUGUAUAAUAAAAAUUUAAUUACUUUACAAAUAUCUACGAGUUUAAAACUCUCAUAUAAUGCAUUUAAAAAUUAGAGUCUGAGAAAAUAUAUCCUGAUAUAUUUAUUGUAGAUUCUAAAAUAUUCAUUAAUAGUGAAUAUUCACUAUUUGAAAAAUUAUUUAAGUUCAUUCAAACAAAUUGUAAAAACACAUUAAAAUUUUACAUAUUUAAUAACGAACUAGAAGAGUAAGAUGAUUUACAAUAAAUAUUUUAUAAGCCUCAGUUUACAAUUAUCAAAUAUACAUAAAUUAAUAGCUUUUUAAAGGAAUAUUAGAAAUGA
Tetrahymena thermophila SB210 is the source of this 2223-nucleotide messenger RNA. RefSeq lists its product as hypothetical. The record is from RefSeq and is a predicted model, not a curated record. The transcript is spliced from 2 exons. NCBI's taxonomy places the organism in Eukaryota, Ciliophora, Oligohymenophorea, Hymenostomatida, Tetrahymenidae.